AGUAUCGAGUCCAGGAUCUGGUUGUUUUACUGGCCAUUCAGCUUUCAACUUAAUUUUUGUUUCUAUCUUUGUAAUUAGUUUGAUUUUCGCAUUUUAUUAUUCAAAUAAGCAAACAUGAGCCUGCCACCUGCAAUGUUCCGGUGUAUUCGAAAUGUCCAUUCUAGUGGAUUGUAUUAUAAUUUUGCUAAAUCUGUUUGUUAUCGUUCCUACACCAGUGAAGCUGCUGCUCAACCUGAAAAACCCUUAACGAUGCCCACUCCUGGUGCCGAGAAAGUUUUUGAUGUUAAAUUGUCGAAAAUUGUAGAUGAAAUUGAAAAAUUGACCCUUUUAGAGGUAUCUGAUUUAAACCAAUUGCUUAAAAAAAGGUUGAAUAUUCCAGAUACUCCAAUGAUGGCUAUGGGAGCAAUGCCUGUUGCGGCAACACAUGCUUCAGCUCAAGAUGAAGCAGAAGAGCCCAAAGCUGUUAAAUCAUCUUAUACUGUUAAAAUUACGAAAUUCGAUGAGUCUAAAAAGGUUGGAUUGAUUAAAGAAAUCAAAGGAUUAGUAUCUGGUCUAAAUCUUGUCCAAGCCAAAAAGUUUGUCGAAUCAGUGCCACAGAUAAUUAAAUCAGAUUUAUCUAAAGAAGAAGCCGAAAAAUUAAAAUCUCAUUUGGAGUCCCUAGGAGCAACAGUAGUGAUGGAUUAAAAUUUGAGCUUUGCUUAUUAGCAAGUAAUGAUGAGUUUAUUGCUUAAAAUUGUUCAUUUGCAACUAAUUAUUGCUUGCCUGUAUUGACAAUUGUUGGAACAGCAAAGACUAGUCGAAGCAAAAUUGAUCUUAAUAGAAAAAGAUUUGAGAAAAUGUAAGUUGGUUUAAUUUUUGAACUAAACUGUUAUGUAUUGUCCUUUCUCAAUAAACUGCAACUUGGUUGCUUCUUUAAGAAUAA
Tetranychus urticae (two-spotted spider mite) is the source of this 922-nucleotide messenger RNA. It is a transcript of the gene mRpL12, whose product is annotated as mitochondrial ribosomal protein L12. NCBI's taxonomy places the organism in Eukaryota, Metazoa, Arthropoda, Arachnida, Trombidiformes, Tetranychidae. The record is from RefSeq and is a predicted model, not a curated record. Gene Ontology annotation, cellular component: ribosome; mitochondrial large ribosomal subunit. Gene Ontology annotation, molecular function: structural constituent of ribosome; mRNA binding. Gene Ontology annotation, biological process: translation.